GUGUUUUGUAAGAAAGUGUCGAUUGUCGAGUGAUGGAAUACUUUACUCCAUGCAUGCCACAAGAAGAAUAAGGACAAUUUACAAGUGGAGACAACAAGAUUACCAUUAUUGUUUUUUUUUACUUUUAAUAUCUCUUCGCGUGAAACGGGUUAUUUGUUUGGAGCUUCAAUUCACUAAAUCGCUUUCCAGCACCAGCUUUUCUUGAGAAGCUCCCAGCUACCAUGGUGGUAGUGCAAAGCUACUGUGAGGCCAGCGCUUCAAUCUCCGAAGCCUGGCUGGAGGGCGGCAUCUCGCCCUGCUUCUACUUCACCCUGGUGCCCACCGUCCUGCUUACCCUCUCCUUCUUCUUCGGCGCCUUCCACUGCGUCUGCUACCGCCGCUACGGCACCGAGAUGGAGCCCAAGUUUGUGCCGCGCUCCCGCCUCUAUGGCCUCCAACUGGCAGUCUCCCUGCUCCUCCUGCUGCAGUUCCUAGGGGGGCUGGUGUGGAGGGCAGCCGGAGGAGGGGAGCUCCCCGGCUAUGUGGUGCUGUACGGAUGCCUGUCCAUGCUGGGCUGGGUCUGGGCAGUGGCCCUGCUAAGGCUGGAGAGGAGGAGGGUGCUGGUGAGGGACCGGACGCGGGGCCACAGCACGGUGCUGCUGCUCUUCUGGGCUGUGGCAUUUUCAGCGGAGAACCUGGCCUUCGUCUCCUGGGCCAGCCCCUACUGGUGGUGGGGCCUGGAGAACACACAGCAGCAGGUGGAAUUUUCUCUGUGGUUGAUGCGCUACAUCGGCACAGGAACACUCUUCUUCCUGGGCCUGAAGGCUCCGGGAUUACCACGGAGACCGUACAUGCUCCUGAUCAACGAGGACGAACGUGACGUGGAAGGCAGCACUGGCCAGCCCCUGUUGGAUGGGACAGAGGAAUCCCAGUCUACCUGGCAGGACUUUGGGCAGAAGGUGCGUCUGCUGGUGCCCUACAUGUGGCCCAAAGGCAGCAUGCUGUUACAGGGCCUGGUGGUGCUCUGCCUGUGCCUGCUGGGUCUGGAGAGGGUCAUCAAUGUCUUUGUGCCCAUCUACUACAAGAACAUUGUGAAUGAGCUGACUGAUGGAAGCAGCUGGAAGACCUUGGCCACCACUGUGUGUGUCUAUGUCUUGCUCAAGUUCCUGCAAGGUGGAGGGGCAGGUGCGUCUGGCUUCAUCAGUAACCUGCGCUCCUUCCUGUGGAUCCGCGUGCAGCAGUACACCAACCGGGUGGUGCAGGUGCGUCUGUUCGGCCACUUACACUCACUGUCACUGCGCUGGCACCUGGGCCGACGCACCGGGGACGUCCUGCGUAGCAUCGACCGCGGCACCUCCUCCAUCAACAGCCUGCUCAGCUACAUUGUAUUCAGCAUCUUCCCCACCAUCGCAGAUAUCGUCAUCUCCAUCAUCUACUUCAUCACCUACUUCAACGCCUGGUUCGGACUCAUCAUAUUCGUCUGCAUGUUCCUCUACCUCACCCUUACCAUCAUCAUCACGGAAUGGAGGACCAAGUACAGGCGAGACAUGAACACCCAGGACAACAACACAAAGUCCAAGGCUGUGGACUCCCUGCUCAACUUUGAGACGGUGAAGUACUACAACGCAGAGAAUUACGAGGUGAACCGUUUUGAGGACGCCAUCCUGAAGUAUCAGACCUCAGAGUGGAAGACACAAGCUUCUCUGGCCUUCCUGAACCAGACACAGAACCUGAUCAUCGGUUCAGGUCUACUGGCCGGGUCACUGCUCUGUGCCUACUUUGUCCAGGAGGGCAAGUUUAAGGUUGGAGACUUUGUCCUCUUCGGCACCUACAUUAUCCAGCUCUACACCCCUCUCAACUGGUUUGGAACCUACUACAGAAUGAUCCAGAACUCCUUUAUCGACAUGGAGAGCAUGUUUAAGCUCUUCACAGAGGAAGAGGAGGUGAAGGACAUGGUGAAUGCAGGGAACCUUCUCUAUAAACUGGGAAAAGUGGAGUUUGAGAAUGUGUACUUUAGCUACACUGACGGGAAGGAGAUCCUUAAGGACGUAUCAUUCACUGUGCAGCCAGGCCAGACUGUUGCAUUGGUUGGCCAGUCAGGGUGUGGUAAGAGCACCAUCCUUCGCCUGCUCUUCCGUUUUUAUGACGUCCAGGGGGGAUGCAUCCGCAUCGAUGGCCAGGACAUCUCUAAGGUGAAGCAGGUGUCUCUGCGUGCCCACAUCGGCGUGGUGCCCCAGGACACGGUCCUCUUCAACGACAACAUCCGCGACAACAUCCGCUACGGACGAAUCUCUGCCAGCGACCACGAAGUGGAGGAGGCGGCUAUCGCCGCAGACAUUCACGAGAAGAUCCAGACGUUCCCAGAAGGAUACGACACCCAGGUGGGCGAGAGGGGUCUGAAGCUGAGCGGGGGGGAGAAGCAGAGGGUGGCUAUCGCCCGGACCAUCCUCAAGGCCCCUCAGAUUAUCCUGCUGGAUGAGGCCACAUCUGCUCUCGACACACAGACGGAGCGCAACAUUCAGGCGUCGCUCACCAAAGUGUGCUCCAAUCGGACCACCAUCGUCGUGGCUCACAGGUUGUCGACCAUCAUCGGUGCCGACCAGAUUCUUGUUCUAAGUGACGGUCAGAUAGCAGAGCGAGGACGGCAUGAUGAGCUGCUGGCUAAGGGAGGGUUGUACUGUGACAUGUGGAUGAAGCAGCAACAUGCCCAGGACUCAGACUCAGCCUCUGACACAGAAGCCAAAGACAGGAAGUCUGAGAAACUACAGCCCCCAUCAGUCACUGCAGGCCACGGGAGCCACUGAGUAUAGAGUGAGAGGUUCAAGGAUAUGUAGACAUUGUGAGGAGAUGGAGGAGGACGAGAGAUGCAGUGAGAGUAUUAGAUACCUCAAAAGGCUGUUUUGUCUGCACUUUUUUCAGGUAUCUGUCCAUCGAGGUUCAUUCGGUCAUGAGUGAAGUUUUAAGCAGAUAUUUAUUGGGUAUUUAAUGUUUGAUCAUUCAAUCAAAAUGUUUGUGCCAUGAAUGCCUCGGGCCAUUUGUUUUUAAGUGUAUUCAGGAUCGUGUUCAUUAGGUUAACAGAAAAUGUUUUAAAAUGUUUUAAAAUCUAAAAUUAGUGUUUCUUAUUGGACAAGUCCAGGAAGUCCCUCCUUAUUGCAGUCUGUUUUGAUCCGUUUUCUGCGUAAUUAAUCUCACUUGCCCCAAUUUUUUUAAAUUGAGUCAAAUGCUCGUUAACGUGUCGGAAAAGAUACUAGAACGAGUAGCAGAAGCAGGGCGGUAGCUCCCUCCCACACACUCUUUCUGCAAGUUACGGGCAAGUCUAGGGGCCAAAUGUCCCCUCCCCUUCCAAAAUGUGAAAGAUAUGAACACCUGCAAAAUCCUAAUUUAUCCAAAUAAUCAGUGGCAAAAAUCUGUGCACCUCGCUGUUGUCGCAUCCCACAGUCUGUUGACAUACACUACAAUACCAGUUCUGUUACAUGCGUCUGUCCACGAGAGAUUAGUGCCUAAUGAACAUGACCAGGACUCUAUAAUUUGUCCUCUUGCUGUCUGAAGUCGGUUGACUGCAGCCGUCCAGAGAAGUGGCAACAAGUCCAAAGUAGACUAAUACCUACCCUUAAGCGCAGGUAUAAGGCAGUUUGGCACAGUGUCUCACAAAACUUUGAAUUGUUGACUUAAUGUUUAGGGGUUGACGAAUGUAUUAGUUUUAUUUACAGCAUCUAGAGAUUAUUUUAUUUUUACUAUACCCACUUUAAGCUUAUUUUUUUAGCUAUUAUACAAGCAAUAGACUUACAUUAUACUUUAUAGACUAAUUCAGACCGAAUUGAAUGUUUAAACAAAGAAAUCUGUUGCACAAAAAAAUGUUAUAAGUACAAAGGUAUGUGUACGAGAACUUCAACUUUAACAUUUUAAUUUGGUUAUUAGUAAAACAGAUAUUUAGUCUGUGUUUGGUCUGUUUCACAUCCAAGCUGCAUCAAUUUUACCCCAAUCAGACUCGGGUCUAGGUGUUGACUGAUGCAUGCCAAAUUAAUCCUGUAACUUUUAUUUGUCACCAAUGGUGAUCAAUAAGAACUACUGGCAGUAUAUUAAAGAAAACAGAAUCGGUAGAAUUGACUAAAUUCACAGAGGAAAAGCAAACAUUUCUCUAUGAAUGAACUCAGAAAGCCUGUUUGUGCUGCUACCCGUUUUGAGUAAAGAACUACUGUCAGUGUAUCUUUAUUUUAAUGGAAGAAAUUAGUCUGUAUUUGAAUUUGUUAAUAUCUAUGCCUUGCAUUCCCAAGGCA
Oncorhynchus kisutch (coho salmon) is the source of this 4256-nucleotide messenger RNA. Its product is annotated as ATP-binding cassette sub-family B member 6, mitochondrial. Gene Ontology annotation, molecular function: heme binding; ATP binding; ATP hydrolysis activity. The coding region runs from base 222 to 2783 and encodes 853 amino acids. Gene Ontology annotation, cellular component: vacuolar membrane. The transcript has 20 exons. Gene Ontology annotation, biological process: transmembrane transport; heme transport. The record is from RefSeq and is a predicted model, not a curated record. Lineage: Eukaryota; Metazoa; Chordata; Actinopteri; Salmoniformes; Salmonidae.